Messenger RNA from Triticum turgidum subsp. durum (durum wheat), 411 nucleotides. The record is from the annotation of a GenBank genome assembly. NCBI's taxonomy places the organism in Eukaryota, Viridiplantae, Streptophyta, Magnoliopsida, Poales, Poaceae.
AUGCCAGCGAUCAGCGCCACCACCGUCUUCGUCGUCGCCGCCCGACCGUCGCAGGCUCUAUGGCUGCCUCGGCUGAGAGUGGCCAAGGCCGCGAGGCUGAGGUGCAGGUGCAGCUACUCCAAGGACCUCAUGAGAAAGGCGUCUUCAGCUCUGGCUCUGGCGGUAGUCAAGGGCGCACCCCUGCUCGCUGAGGCGAGCGCCAUGAUGGUGGCGACGGGCCCAGUGCUGGCCCCGGUGCUGGUGCUGGCGCUGGUCGACGAGCAAAUCAUGCCAACGGAAGGUGCCGGGUUGAAGAAUGACCUGCUUGGGUGGAUCCUGGUGGUUGCCUUGGGCCUCGCCUUGUCCUACACCGUCUACACCUCCAUCCUCGAUGACGACGACCAGUCCAGCGCCGGUGGCAUCACGACCUGA